AUGAGAUCGUGCAUUAGUUUACUUACCUUUCUCCUGUGCUUAGUACCAAUCGUUGUAGAGGGUGACGAGGAUAAACUCUUCGACGAAAGAAACGAACGAUACAGCUCAUCUACUGUGGGACUUCUUAAGUUACUCAAAGUGGAACAACAGUUCGCCGAUAUCCUCAUCAAAUACGCAGGGCAACUAGGAGAAAAAAGCCAAUUGCUUCUAUUGUUCUUCUCUGAAGUAGGCUUUCAUUUAAAGCGCAGCUCCAAGGAGAAGGAGGAAUAUGUUUCCAAUCCAUUAAACGCGUUUUCCCUUCUAAGACGCACCAGCGAAGAUUUGCCAAAAUGGUAUGCGUAUUUUGAGGAUGUAAUUAAAAAGGAUGACCUAAGUGUACUGGACGAUCUAGUAAAAAAGGUGCCAAAUAAGGUGGAUCUAGACUCAGCAAUACAGGGAAUUCAACGUAUAGAGCGAAUAUAUGACUUACAAAUUGAUGAUAUGGCGGAAGGACUUCUGCAUGAUAAGCAGUAUAAUGCUCGACUUUCUUAUCGCGACCUCAUAGCCAUGGGAAAUAUGAUGUACCAUCAGCGCGAGUAUCAAACAGCGGCCAAAUGGUAUCGUAUUGCCUGCCAACGCGAACUGGAAGAUCUUGAUAGAUCAUUAAAUGAGGUUCUGGGAAACCCUUCCGAAUACCUCCACCGACAACACAUAAAGGCUCUUUUUAUAAGUGCCAGUACUCGAUUAGACCCUUCAAAGCCUGCUGAAGAAGCCUUUACUACGGCUGAGAAAGCUGUGGCAGAGACCAGUAAAGAAGAUGUGGAUAAUUUUAUGUUUAAUCUCAAUGACCCCGAAAACGAUCUUAUAAUAAAGAAACAACUCUAUCAGACGAAAAGGAGUCCGUCAAACUUUGAAAUCGGAUGUCGAGGACUGUAUCGUCGAAAACGAAACCUUGUCUGUCGCUACAACUUCACUACUACACCGUUCCUGCGACUGGCCCCUCUUAAGUUUGAGGAAAUCAACUUGGAUCCCUAUAUCGGCAUGUAUCACGAGGUUCUGUACGAUUCGGAAAUCGAGGAACUUAAAGGGCAAUCCACAAACAUGGUUAAUGGUUAUGCGGACCAGAGGAAUGGGACAGAAAUCAGACAAACAGUGGCCCGACAUGCCUGGUGGUCGGAUACCUCUCCAGUGCGAGAGCGCAUCAACCAGCGCAUUAUUGACAUGACGGGAUUCAACUUCUCGAAAACAGAGGAGAUACAGAUCGCGAAUUAUGGAGUGGGCACAUAUUUCAAACCGCACUUCGACUACACCGCCGAUGGAUUCGAAACUCCAGAUGUUACUGCAUUGGGGGAUCGUAUUGCCAGCAUUAUUUUUUAUGCCAGCGAUGUUCCUCAGGGUGGAGCCACUGUUUUCCCAGAUGUUAAAGUCUCCAUCCUCCCACGCAAAGGCAGCAGUUUGUACUGGUUUAAUUUGUUCGAUGAUGGAAGACCUGAUGAAAGGAGUAAGCACUCAGUGUGUCCUGUAAUUAAUGGAGAUAGAUGGACUCUCACGAAGUGGGUCCAUUUGUUUCCUCAAAUGUUUACAAUGCCAUGCAGUACUUAAUUUGUCAACAUAAAUAUAAAACAAAAAAUAUACCCAUGUAUAAAUAUAAAUAAAAUAAAUUUCUUUUAAAAAAUUUAAAAAUU
This is a messenger RNA of Drosophila biarmipes, 1664 nucleotides long. RefSeq names its product prolyl 4-hydroxylase subunit alpha-1. Lineage: Eukaryota; Metazoa; Arthropoda; Insecta; Diptera; Drosophilidae. The coding region runs from base 1 to 1581 and encodes 526 amino acids. The transcript is spliced from 7 exons. Gene Ontology annotation, cellular component: endoplasmic reticulum. Gene Ontology annotation, molecular function: iron ion binding; protein binding; procollagen-proline 4-dioxygenase activity. The record is from RefSeq and is a predicted model, not a curated record. Gene Ontology annotation, biological process: peptidyl-proline hydroxylation to 4-hydroxy-L-proline.